AUUAGAAGGAUAAGAAGCUUUAAAGAAAGCACCAACAACAUAUCUCUCUCUCAAUUGAGACAAGAUUCAAACUAUCUUGAGACGCAUUUCGAAAGAUCCAUCAAUAUCUCCGUCAUUUUUCAAUACAGAGAAAAAAAGGAGAGUGAAAAUGGGCUCUAUCACAAUCCCCGGCUUUCUUCCUUCUCCCAUUGAAGAUUGUGAGAAACUUAGAAAGGCUUUCCAAGGGUGGGGUGUGGAUAAGAAAGCAAUAAUUUCGAUCCUGGGGCAUAGGACGGCCAGUCAACGCGAGAAGAUCAGUCAAACAUACGAAGAGCUCUACCAAGAAAGCCUCAUCGACCGUCUCAAUUCCAAGAUCUCUGGUGAUUUCGGGAAAGCAGUAAUACUUUGGACGGUGGAUCCUCCUCAAAGGGAUGCCAAACUUGCAAGGGAGGCAUUGAGAAAGAAGGGUGUUAAACAUCUGGCGGUGAUCGUCGAGAUUGCAUGUGCUUCGUCGCCGGCCCAUCUGAUUGCUGUGAGAAAGGCCUACUGCUCUCUCUUCAGAUGCUCUCUAGAAGAAGACAUUGCACUCUAUGUAUCCCAACCGUUGAGGAAGCUGUUGGUGAGCCUGGUGGGUUCAUAUAGGUAUGAAGGGGAAGAGGGGGAUGGGAAGGUGGCCAAAGAAGAGUCAGAUAAGCUACAUGUUUCCAUUGAAAAUAAGCAUUUGGAGCAGGAACAUGUUAUUUGGAUACUAAGCACCAGGAACAAGUUCCAACUCCAAGCAACCUUCACCUGCUACAAAUAUGACUACAGCAUAUCCGUCGACGAGGACAUUAAAGAUAGCAUCAACAGCGACUUCGCAUCUCUCUUACGGAUGGCAGUUUUGUGCAUACAUUCCCCCGAAAAAUACUUCGCAGACGUUGUGAGGUCGUCUAUUGUGGGUCUUGGAACAGAUGAAGAUUCACUCACAAGAGCUAUAGUGACUCGGGCUGAAAUAGACAUGAUGAAGAUUAAAGAGUAUUAUUAUGAGGUAAAUGAGGUUAGCAUCGUCGACGCUGUUAUUGAUGACACAUCAGGAGAUUACAAGGACUUCUUGGUUACCUUGCUGGGCCAUGGGACGCUAUGAAUGAUGAAUUUUAUCGACCAACCAAUGGUUUGUGAUUAAACAAGAUUUGUAAUUGCUGAAUGUAGUAACGGGGAAUGAUCUUACACAGCUAGUUUGCACUGUAUUACUAUUCAAAUUAGUUGUGUUGGACAUGUGAGUGGAACAUCUGUUUGGUUUGAAACUA
This is a messenger RNA of Magnolia sinica, 1265 nucleotides long. RefSeq names its product annexin D3-like. The transcript is spliced from 7 exons. Gene Ontology annotation, molecular function: calcium ion binding; calcium-dependent phospholipid binding. NCBI's taxonomy places the organism in Eukaryota, Viridiplantae, Streptophyta, Magnoliopsida, Magnoliales, Magnoliaceae. Gene Ontology annotation, cellular component: cytoplasm. The record is from RefSeq and is a predicted model, not a curated record. The coding region runs from base 149 to 1102 and encodes 317 amino acids.